AUGUCUUCGCUCACAAUUGCGUCUCUUGGAGCUUCUAUUUGUGGGAAGAUAGUCGGUCGUGAUACUGCACUUCUGUCUAAUUAUGAUUUUAUUGUUGUGGGUGGUGGGACAAGUGGUCUUGUCGUAGGAAAUAGAUUAUCAGAGAAUCCAGGUGAUCAGGGAAAAGACUUCACAUACAUUCCACUUUUCGCAGGAAUUGGGAAUGGUGCGAUAGGGACACAGUAUGAUUGGAAUCUAACCUAUGCUCCCCAGCCAGCUACAAAUAAUAGAUGCAUUGCCAUACCACUAGGUAAAGUUGUAGGCGGUGGUUCUUGCUUGAAUAAGAUGACUUUCGAUCUUGCUGGAAAAGAAGACUAUGAUCGUUGGAUAGAAGUAGGAGCAGUUGGUUGGAAUGAACUCUUUCCAUAUUUCAAGAAAAAUGGGAUAUUUAAACGGAUCAUUCAACACACGGAUAUAAAGCCAAUGUCCAUUCAAGUUAUCCAACAUUCAAUUGACCAUCAUCUAAUUGAGUAA
Botrytis deweyae is the source of this 513-nucleotide messenger RNA. RefSeq lists its product as uncharacterized. Gene Ontology annotation, biological process: secondary metabolite biosynthetic process. NCBI's taxonomy places the organism in Eukaryota, Fungi, Ascomycota, Leotiomycetes, Helotiales, Sclerotiniaceae. The transcript is spliced from 4 exons. The coding region runs from base 1 to 513 and encodes 170 amino acids. Gene Ontology annotation, molecular function: oxidoreductase activity, acting on CH-OH group of donors; flavin adenine dinucleotide binding. The record is from RefSeq and is a predicted model, not a curated record.